Molecule: messenger RNA, 345 nt
Organism: Scheffersomyces coipomensis
Lineage: Eukaryota; Fungi; Ascomycota; Pichiomycetes; Serinales; Debaryomycetaceae
Gene: PGA48
Product: Pga48p
Exons: 1
Coding region: 1-345 (114 amino acids)
Biological process (GO): fungal-type cell wall organization
Cellular component (GO): fungal-type cell wall
Molecular function (GO): structural constituent of cell wall
Source: RefSeq, a predicted model, not a curated record
AUGCAAUUCUCAAAAGUCAUUGUCCCAGCUGCUUUAGUCGCUGCCGUUUCCGCUGGUAACGUUACUGUCACCACCGAUGUUGUUGUCACCGACUUCACCACCUACUGUCCUUAUGCUACUUCUUUAGUUAUCAACAACAAGACCAUCACUGUCACUGAAGCUACCACUUUAACCAUCACUGGUCCAUGUACUAUCCCAACCACCUAUGUUACCACUGAAGCUGCUGAAUCCACCUCUGCUCCAGCCACCUCUGCUCCAGAAGUUACCACUGCUGAAGCCGGUGCUGCUAAAGCUGCCGUUGGUGCCGUUGCUGGUAUUGCCGCUGUUGCUGCUGCUUUAUUCUAA